AUGGACGCCUCGGAGAAUGAGAUUGACGUGUAUUUGCACAAGCAUUCCAAGGUCUUGCUCGACGAGUUGGACCAGAGCCUGGUGACUUGUCUGCGGAAACCGGAUGGGCGAGGGGGAACUCGUAUCCGGCCAUGGGUGCGCAUCAGGGAGACGCUGAAAGCCACCAGUGUCUUGGAUCAAUUCCAGGAACUGCCUCAGCUGCUGGAUCCGCAUCUGCCCAAAUGGAUUCCCUUCCUGGCUGAGUCUUACCUGGAGUAUCUGCAGACGCGGCAUCGCCAGAAGCGCAUUCCCGAGCAUACGAACAAGCUGCUCGCUCCUUUGGACUACGCCAUCUCCCAGAUCCUCUACUCGUUCUGCAAGGUGCGCGGCGAGAAGGUCAUUGUGCGCUUUCUCAACGUCGAGACCAAGUAUCUGGAGCUGAUCCUCUCUGCGGUCGAGGAGGCUGAGGCUGAGGCAGACAAAGUGAAGGACAAGAAGCUCGAGCAGACGAUCUCUUCUUCUUCUUCUUCUACUUCUGCUUCUUACAAGAUAUGGUCUUGGGAGCAGCGGUACAUUGCGCUGCUUUGGCUUUCUCAUCUCUUGUUCGCGCCGUUUGACCUGUCGACUAUUUCCUCCGCCGACCUGGACGAAGGUGGCGUACCGCCCAUUGCCGGGCUCAGCUGGCCGCCAAACGUGCCGGGUCUUACGAUGAGAGUCAUCCCCCUUGCCAUCAAGUACAUUGCCUGCGCGGGAAAAGAACGAGAUGCUGCCAAGGCUCUCCUGGUGAGGCUCGCAAUGCGGCGGGAUAUGCAGCAGCUUGGCAUUCUUGAGAGCCUUGUGCAGUGGUCGUUGAAGUCACUGCGGCCGCAGAAGGAGGAUGAAGUGGACAACCCUUAUUUCUACAUCGGCGUGCUUUCUUUCCUGGCUGGCAUACUGCGCUCUUCGUCUGAAACGUCUUACAUGGACAAGUAUCUGUCUACCAUAUUCGAAUCCAUGCUUGAACUUUCAGCCAGCGAGGAUGCAAUCUCCAAAGUCAUCAUGUCUCAAGCGUCAGCACGAAAGAUGAUGCUCAAGGUUGUCCGCUCACUCGUCGUUUCGCUGCUGCGGAAUUCCCGACGGGACAUGAAAGCCACCGUCUUGGUGGAGAAUGCCAUUGGAUAUUUCCUCGAGAGUCUCUCCGAUAACGACACCCCAGUUCGCCUGUCUGCUAGCAAAUCGCUUAGUAUUAUCACGCUCAAGCUAGAUCCCGACAUGGCAUCCCAAGUUGUUGAAGCCGUCCUGGAGUCCCUAAACCGUAACGUGCUUUGGAACAAAACGUCAAGCAAGCCAGGGGCCAACCGAGUUCGCGAUUUGUCUGCAGUGAAUCCGUUAGAAUGGCACGGUCUGAUGAUGACUCUGUCUCACUUGCUGUAUCGAAGAUCUCCGCCAGCCAGCCAGCUCUCCGACAUCUUCCACUCUCUUCUCUUGGGAUUGACGUUUGAGCAGCGUGGUAUUUCAGGGGCGAGUGUGGGAGCCAAUGUUCGCGACGCGGCCUGUUUUGGAAUAUGGGCUUUGGCUCGUCGGUACACAACCUCUGAGCUGCUCGCUGUGCCUACCAAGUCUGUCUACGCGGCUAAAGCUCAUCCUCCAUCGAGUUCUGUUCUACAAGUUCUGGGAACAGAGCUGGUGACAACAGCAUCUUUGGACCCAGAGGGAAAUAUCCGGCGUGGAGCUUCGGCUGCGCUGCAAGAACUUAUUGGUCGCCAUCCAGAUACCGUAGAGCAUGGCAUUGGAGUCGUCCAGUGUGUGGAUUACCAUGCCGUAGCCCGGAGAUCGCGCGCCGUUCAAGAAGUUGCGCUUGGUGCAACAAGGCUGUCGGGGCAGUACGGCGAGGCUGUUGUUGAUGGCAUCCUAGGCUGGCGAGGAAUUGGCGACAUGGAUACGACUUCGAGACGAGCUGCUGGCGCUGCAUUUGGCACGCUGAUGGUAGAAUUAUCCGAUGUAAUAUCAGAAACGCCAUUUGCUCGCUUCGAAGAAUCGAUCGACUCGGUGAUGGACCGCUUGAGCAGCUUGCAAAAGAGACAAGUGGAGGAACGACACGGUUUGCUGGCAUGCUUUGCCGGUGUGUUGGAUGGUUUACCUGAACUCGCACGCAAGGCUGAGCCAAAGUCUCUGGAUCAAGCUACCGUCCGCAAGAUUUUAACCCACGUGUCCGCGAUUCUUGAAGAUUGCAAUACCACCGAGUAUCGCAAGCCAGAGCUUAUUGUGGAAGCAGCAAGCCGUUUGGCUGUAUCCUCUCUACCUAUCGUACAGCUCGCGUCUUUCAGCGACUUGCCUUAUGAGCGUCUUGAAAGGGGAGCUGAUAUUCUAUCUGUGGAUAAAACUCAUGGAUUGCCAGAUAUCGUCUCUGCUUUUAGCUCGGCUCAGCAGGUUCCUGAAGUUGAGACAUUGAUUUCCCGGCUACGCAACGUAAUUCUAAAAUGGCUCAGCAGAAAUGAGCAAGAGUCUGUUCAACAUGCUUCUGCAGCUGGUCUGAUGCUUCUCUUGCUUUCUUCACCCGAACAACGCACUGAAACGUUGGAGCAAUGGGCCAAGGUGAUCGCAGCCAAGCCUGGAAGCCGUGCAGCAGCAACUGGCAAUGGAUACUAUCACGUCAUGGCCAUGGCGCAGCCCCUUGCUCACAGCUCACAGGACGAUGUUAGUGGAAACGACAUUGUAUGUGCUGCGUUCCUCGAACGAUGGAGAGUUGAUAGCGAGAUUGAAACUAGAGUUUCUAUUCUGCAAAGUCUUCUGAGCAGCCGUAUUCUCAGUGACAAGCCAACUGUCUUCUUGGACCUUCUUGCGGAUGGACUGAACGAUUAUACAACAACAGCUAGAGGUGAUGAAGGUUCCUUGGUGCGAUUUCAGACUCUCAAAGCCAUCACAGUUCUGUGGGGAGAUAUUGGCCGUCCCGAUGCUCAAGGAGACUGGGUGGCGGCAUCUGUUCGGAAACUGAUUCACAAUAUUCUGCGGCUCUCUGCUGAGAAGCUGGACCGAGUGCGCCGUGUGGCCAAGGAUGUUAUUGCGCUACUCAUGAACGAAGGUGAUGUUGAUGAACUUAAGGACUCGAUUCAACCAUCUAGAAAGACGUAUCUCACCAACCACCUGAGUUUCUCAUCAAAGGCCUACUUUUCUCUACUCUUGGACCUCAUCCACAAGGACUCUCUACACAAGCACAUAAUGGACAUAGUCAAAGACGAUACAAACGCCUGGAUGGCCGGCCUCAUGGCCGGGUACGUAUCCUCAGCAGACACAGGCAACGAAGACCUCAUCAUCGACAGCCGCGCAGCCCUCACAGACUACUGCGAGCAAUCGCCCGAGAAGCUGCAGCUAGUCUGCUCCGCGCUGCUGCACAACCUAAAGACCUGCCAGGGCGAAGACCGAAUCAUUGUGCCAACUCUGGAGAUCAUCGCGUUCCUCUUCCACGUGGGACUCUUCCAGCGCUGCAAAGGCAUCAAUUACCGUAGUCUCUGCUUGCAGACCCAAAAGGCGGGAUACAAGACUGGAAACGUGCGCAAAGUCGCGGCCUGCAUCAAGGUUUACGGCGGAAUUGCUGCUGCUGGGGCUGAAAGCGCCGGAGACAACGUUGAGAUUGGCGUAAAGGAUGCCCGCAAGAGGCUCGGCGCGCUCAUGUCUCACCCGUGGCCGCGAAUCCGCAGCGCGGUGGUUGAUGAGAUAUGGGGGCUUGUGGAUAGUGGAGAGCUGGCUGCGGAUGGGCAUGAAGACGGGCAUGGUUUGACGGGCGUCGAUUGGACGAGCGCGGAUAAGAGUCGGGUCAAGACAUUGGUGACAGAGCUGAAGUUGGAGUAG
Trichoderma asperellum CBS 433.97 is the source of this 3807-nucleotide messenger RNA. RefSeq lists its product as uncharacterized. Gene Ontology annotation, molecular function: GTPase activator activity; beta-tubulin binding. Gene Ontology annotation, biological process: tubulin complex assembly; post-chaperonin tubulin folding pathway; microtubule cytoskeleton organization. NCBI's taxonomy places the organism in Eukaryota, Fungi, Ascomycota, Sordariomycetes, Hypocreales, Hypocreaceae. The record is from RefSeq and is a predicted model, not a curated record.